This is a messenger RNA of Truncatella angustata, 162 nucleotides long. RefSeq lists its product as uncharacterized. Gene Ontology annotation, biological process: nucleoside metabolic process. The record is from RefSeq and is a predicted model, not a curated record. Gene Ontology annotation, molecular function: catalytic activity. Lineage: Eukaryota; Fungi; Ascomycota; Sordariomycetes; Amphisphaeriales; Sporocadaceae. The transcript has a single exon. The annotation marks the transcript as partial.
CCAUGCGUCGGUGUGAAAGGAGUCUGCGACUACGCAGACAGUCACAAGAACAAGAAAUGGCAACCUUUCGCAGCAGCAACAACUGCCUCAGUGACAAAAGCUAUUCUUGGGCAAUACACCCAGACGGAUAAUCCAGCGAACUAUGGCAUCACUCACGUAUGA